Hevea brasiliensis (rubber tree) is the source of this 955-nucleotide messenger RNA. RefSeq names its product transcription factor PRE6-like. The transcript is spliced from 2 exons. NCBI's taxonomy places the organism in Eukaryota, Viridiplantae, Streptophyta, Magnoliopsida, Malpighiales, Euphorbiaceae. The coding region runs from base 463 to 747 and encodes 94 amino acids. Gene Ontology annotation, molecular function: protein dimerization activity. Gene Ontology annotation, biological process: regulation of growth; regulation of DNA-templated transcription. The record is from RefSeq and is a predicted model, not a curated record.
CCCUCUUGAACUCUCCACCCCAGUCUGGGGACACAGAGAGAAGGACAGUAUGGCGUAUCUCUACUACCUGGAUUCCUCUCCUUCUUUCUCUCUUCUUGUUUCUCCCUUUUGAAACCAUAUUUACUAACCAACCCUAUAGACCACUGCUUUAUACCACGCACUCUGUCUUCUUCACCUCCUACACUACUUCCUAGCCUUCUCCUUUUCCUAUAUAUAUCCCACGCUAUUUUCUCUUCUUGGUUCAUGCUUGCCUUACUUCUCUGUCCUUUACUUGUUCUAAACACUCUUCUUGUAAGUUCCCUCGUUCUCGUCUCCUUUACUCCGCACCCAUAACCUCAUAAACUUUUCUUUAUUCUCUGACAAGUUUUAUAGCUCUUCCCCAUUUGUCUAGCUCUCAAGAUUCGUCUCCACAACUUGGCUACUUAAUUUCUGACAGUUGCAUAGUGUUGCAUUAAUUCAAUAAUGUCUAGCAGAAGAUCUCGUUCGAGGCAGUCAUCAGGUGUUUCUAGGAUCAGUGAUGAUCAGAUCAUCGAUCUUGUUUCUAAGUUGCAACAACUUAUCCCCGAGCUUCGCAAUAGGGGCUCCGACAAGGUUUCGGCUUCAAAGGUGCUGCAGGAGACUUGCAACUACAUAAGAAACUUGCACAGAGAGGUGGAUGAUCUGAGUGACCGUUUAUCUCAGCUUUUGGCUUCGACUGACUCCGAUAGUGCUCAGGCGGCCAUAAUUAGGAGUUUGCUCAUGGACUAGAAGACGAUAUACAGCUUUGUUCCCAUUUCUCCUUUUCUACUUCUAUUAUAUAUAAAAGUAUACCUAGGGUUUUGGUCAGUAGGCCAGGACAAGGGUUGAUAUGGGCUUGGUAGAGCUAGCUCCAUUUUUAUGAGACAACCCUUUUCGAAGACUUGUAGUAAUAUUAAUGUUAUUAGCCCAUAUUAAUAAGAGAGCACUCCUACUCCUA